AGCGAUCGUUGUGGCCCCUGUGGGCGUGGCCCGUGGCCGUCCACUAUGGCUCAUUUUAAUUGUGUACCUCAAACGAUUUUGGGUGGCGUCAUCUAGCGUUAUCACGAUCGUGAACUCCGAGCACACAUCGUCCCUUUGGAUUCGGUGAAAGUGAAAGUGAACCGGGGUCGUGUAACGUAACAUGACUCGUGUUUGAAAUCAUUUCAGUCGUGUGAGUCGUGUUUGUUCGAGGUGACUAACGAACUGUAACGAACUACACUGUUCUACUUCGGCCCCUGCCGUUUCGAUAUCGACAAUUGCUAGUUUAUACGAGGUGGUGUAAAUUCUAAUUAACGCUCUCUUUUGUUGAUCGAGCAGGUGGUAGUCGCACAGUUAGAAGUCAGAAGCACGCUAAAAAUAUGGCGUACAAACCUAAUCCAACGACCAACGAGGAAUUCACGUUGUAUGUCACCGACAUACCCUUCGAACUGAACGAGGAUGGAUUGUUAGAGAUUUUUGACCAUUAUGGGAUCGUAAAGGGGCAUUUCUUUCGCCCUAGAUGGGCCUACGUCACUUACGGUUCAUACGUUGAGGCAGAAAGUGCUAUUAGAGAUUUAAACAAUAAAGUACCGUUGCGCUUAAAAGUAUCGUUUGAGAAACGAACGAACGGUGAACUGGGAUACAACGAAACGUCUACUCCUGUAUCCAAGCGUGAAGAACACGAAACUUCUAACAGAAAAAACGUUGUGACCCCAAACAAGUCUAUGACACCAACAAUGGAAAGAACGAAACCUGUAGACGUGAGACCCCAUCCAGGAGUAUUGAAGCAAGUAGCGGAGAAUGGUCCUGGAUUGUUGAAUGGUAUAUGCUCGAAUGCAGAUCCGUAUGAGAGCACAAACGCAUUGUGGACAAGAGGACAGUUGACUGUUACUCCGGAUGGGAAGAGACACGUUUCCCUUGGCCGCGGUUAUAUGCUGUACGAGAUUCCCGAUUCGAAUCCAGAGAUUGACCAUCACAUCAACAGAGUAUACGAGAAACGUGUUUUCGGUUUAUACGAAUACGGCAGAGAUGAAAUGCAAGGCAGAGUAGGAAAUUGCAAAGUAUGCGCAAAAUUAACCAAAUUCUUCUGCGAAAGAUGCCAUACUUUCUAUUGUAGUAAGAUUUGUCAGCAAACUGAUUGGCCCGAACAUAAGGAUAAUUGUCUACAGUUACCAGCUUUAGUAACAAGUGUGCAGCAGUUCGUGCCUGUAGAAGCAGAGUCGUCUAAACAAGAACACUCGUCCGGCAGGAAAAUUUCGGACAGUCACGCACCUCUGCGGCAACCAAAAAAAUUGAUCGACGCGUUGAAACGCUCAAAUGGAUGUUCUGGCGAAAGUGGCUCGAAAGAUCCAGAAGGUAAAUCCGAUAUUGCGGCCGUCGGUAAUAAUUUACGCGCGAAACUCGCGAGAGAGCAAAGUAUGCGAAUUAAAAAUGAGAUUGAGAAUACGACGAUACCCGAGCAAACUCCUUCGGCCAAACAACCAUUCGACGAGGGUAAGGAUGCUGCUAAGGACGAUGGCCCGAAACAGUCGAGUAGGUGUGAAAAGAAGUGGGAAAAGAUGGAAGAAGACAUAUCCUUUGCGAGAGGACCGUUUCUUCCGAAUGCAAAAUCAGAAACUCCCACCAGCAUUGUCGGCGGCGGCGGUGAGUCGGUCAAUAAAUUAAAAAGCGUAGUGAACACUGUAGCUGUCGGAGAAAUAGGCGUCUUGGAGAUACAUUCUAAAAUAAAUAAUGGCACCUACGGCAUUACGUUUCUGCCGAACAACGCGAUUGGGGAUUAUGCACGAUUAUUGGACGACUUGCCCCGGAAAUGUGCAGAAGCGGCACAGAAUUCGAGAAAUCACAAACCGACCGUUGGAGAUUUAAUGUGCGGCCUGAGAAGUGGCACCGAAAACGAUUGGCUCAGAGGGUAUGCCCUAUCCUCUUCGGAAAUGGCUGUGCUGGAGGAAGCUACAGUCGUGUCGGUCGACAAAACUGUGGCCUGUCCCAGUGAAUAUUCCGAUAUUCGUGUGUUCGGCGCAUCAUGUGAAGUGAUUACUGACGCGAAACAUGAAUUUAAGGAGAAUAACCAAAUAGAAUUUAAAGUCACUGCCCGAACGGGGGAGGAGGAACAAGGUGCAGUCGAAAUCGAACUUUGUUACGAACAGCAGAAUACGAUAAAGGCCACUGUCAAGCCGUGGAUAGCACCAACAGCAUCAUCAUCACAACCACCACCACCACCACCACCACCAUCAUCAUCAUCAUCAUCAUCAUCACCACCGUCGACCGACAGAAAUGCCGUGAAGAAAGAUUUGCAAAAAAACACACUGGAGUUCGCAAAACUAAAGAGUGGGGAUGAAGUGGUCAUCAGUACUUACCGGAGCCCGGUGCAUUAUUUCGUUCGUUCUCUGGACAGCGAAGAGAUAGAAUAUUUCCAUCACGUUAUGCGAAAUGUGGGAAUAUGUGCUCAGAAGUCGUCGAGCUUGACUGAAUUGCCCACUAUCGGGCAAAUGGUCCUAGCCCGGUUCAUCGAUGACAAUUUCUAUCGUGCGAUAGUUACGAAGAUAGAGGAGGACAAGAAGAUAACGAUAUCCUACAUCGACUUUGGGAACUCCGAAGUCACCGAUAUAAAAAGAUUAAAGACCAUAUCCGACGAUUUGAAACUGUUGCGAUCUUGUUCGUCGAAAAUUAUACUGAAAGACGUUCCGACCGACGUCCCUCUCACAAAGGAGGCGGACGAGUAUUUGAACAUUUUGGCAACGACCGAUGUCCGUUUGGUUUGCAAGUUCGACGGUGUACCUUCGAAAGACGGGGUAUAUCUAAUACAAUCUAACGGAGAGACCGUUAAUAAGAGGAUGAUCGAAUUGCUAACCCCGGCGUCCAAGAAGGUUGAAGACGAAAAAAUAUGUUACAUGUCGAACGAAUUGAGUGCGGUGCCAUUGGGAAAUGUCGGCGAUACCGUUCAAGUCUUGACACUGUACACUAUUAACGAGUGCUAUCAGUAUGCAAUGUGCCCCUUCGAUCGUGACCUGAUGGUUCACGUUUACGACGUUAUGCCAAAAAUGAUGGCUGAAUAUUGCGAAGCGAAGGAAUCUUAUAUUCCACGGGACAAGGAGCUGUGUCUCGCCGCAUACUUGAACGGAUGGUACCGUGCAGUGUGUACAGUUCGGAACUAUACCGCCACAUCGAGCUCCGUGUUUUUCAUCGAUUUCGGAAACACCGAGGUCGUGUCCCAUGAAAAUAUACGGCUCAUGCCUAAAGAUUUUAUCGCGCCUAACGCGAUGGCGAACAUUUGCAACAUCGUCAACGUGGCGCCGACUGUCCGAGGACGAUAUCCUCGUGAAAUAGAGGAGAAGAUCGGCAAACUUAUUGUCCCUGACAGUACUGUAAGAAUAAAGAUCGUCCGGUUCGACAGUGAAAGUGGACAAUUCGACGUGGAGUUACCGUCCGUAUAAAACAGCGAGCGAGGGACACCGGGCGG
Molecule: messenger RNA, 3478 nt
Organism: Ceratina calcarata
Lineage: Eukaryota; Metazoa; Arthropoda; Insecta; Hymenoptera; Apidae
Gene: vret
Product: vreteno
Exons: 13
Coding region: 399-3452 (1017 amino acids)
Molecular function (GO): RNA binding
Source: RefSeq, a predicted model, not a curated record